UGGGGCUCGGCUCGGGGCCUAUGAGCGCCGGGCUCUGGGGGCGGGCCAAGCGGCGGCGGCGGCAGCGGCGGCGGCGGAGUGGGGAGGCGGCGGCCUGGCUUGGCCUGGCCUGGCCUGUCAGGGUGCGGGCGGCGGCGGCUUCAGCACCAUGUCCCUGCAGUACGGGGCGGAAGAGACGCCCCUCGCCGGCAGUUACGGCGCGGCUGAUUCGUUUCCAAAGGACUUUGGCUACGGCGUGGAGGAGGAGGAAGAGGAGGCGGCAGCGGCGGGCGGCGGGGUUGGGGCGGGGGCCAGCGGUGGCUGUGUCCCGGGGGGAGCUGACAGCUCCAAGCCGAGGAUUCUGCUCAUGGGGCUCCGACGCAGCGGCAAGUCCUCCAUCCAGAAGGUGGUGUUUCAUAAGAUGUCACCCAAUGAGACACUCUUUUUGGAAAGUACCAACAAGAUUUAUAAAGAUGACAUUUCCAAUAGCUCCUUUGUAAAUUUCCAGAUAUGGGAUUUUCCUGGGCAAAUGGACUUUUUUGACCCUACCUUUGACUAUGAGAUGAUCUUCAGGGGAACAGGAGCAUUGAUAUAUGUCAUUGAUGCACAGGAUGACUACAUGGAGGCUUUAACAAGACUUCACAUUACUGUUUCUAAAGCCUACAAAGUUAAUCCAGACAUGAAUUUUGAGGUUUUUAUUCACAAAGUUGAUGGUCUGUCUGAUGAUCACAAAAUAGAAACACAGAGGGACAUUCAUCAAAGGGCCAAUGAUGACCUUGCAGAUGCUGGGCUAGAAAAACUCCAUCUUAGCUUUUAUUUGACUAGUAUCUAUGACCAUUCAAUAUUUGAAGCUUUUAGUAAGGUGGUGCAGAAACUCAUUCCACAACUGCCAACCUUGGAAAACCUAUUAAAUAUCUUUAUAUCAAAUUCAGGUAUUGAAAAAGCUUUUCUCUUUGAUGUUGUCAGCAAAAUCUACAUUGCAACAGACAGUUCCCCUGUGGAUAUGCAGUCUUAUGAACUUUGCUGUGACAUGAUUGAUGUUGUAAUUGACGUGUCUUGUAUAUAUGGGUUAAAGGAAGAUGGAAGUGGAAGUGCUUAUGACAAAGAAUCUAUGGCAAUUAUCAAGCUGAAUAAUACAACUGUCCUUUAUUUAAAGGAGGUGACUAAAUUUUUGGCACUAGUCUGCAUUCUUAGGGAAGAAAGCUUUGAACGAAAAGGUUUAAUAGACUACAAUUUCCACUGUUUCCGAAAAGCUAUUCAUGAGGUUUUUGAAGUGGGUGUGACUUCUCACAGGAGCUGUGGUCAUCAGACCAGUGCCCCCGGCCUGAAAGCACUGACACACAAUGGCACACCUCGAAAUGCCAUCUAGUCUGAAUCCCAGCGCUGGGGCUCUGUGCCAGCUUACUCUUCACUCCGGGGUCAGAUGCCGUGUGCUACAGGACAUGGGAGCUGCUGCUUGUGGGAAUCUGGUGUCUGUUUCACUAGAGACAAGGGGUAGAGUUUCUCAUUUGGAUGAAAACCCCUUCAACCAGUGGUGUACAACUGAAGCUACUAUUUCUUUUUUGAAAAAUGGCAAAAAAAAAAAAAAAGAAAAAAUUCUAGAGACAACAGAACUCAAGUUUGUCUUUUUCCUCUUUUGGGUCCUAUGUUAAGUAGAUGGGAUAUUUUGGACCUGAAGAUAACAUCUAUUACCCAUCCUUACCAGGGAAUGUUGCUGUCAGUUCCAGCUGAAAAUCAUAGAAAAAACUGAAUUUUUAUAUGCAUCACUUAGGCUUUUUUUUUGAGUAUUCUUUAAAGAUCUUGCCUUGCUUAAGUUCUAACACUGCCUCUCAGAUUUCAGUUUUGGACCUUGCACAUCUGAGACUUUUGAAAUGCAUUUGCUCGCUAACUCAGAAGGCACAUAGUUGGACUGCAGCAAAAGACAUUCCUGCAUUUGUUAUUGGAGGAAUGAGAGAAAGUUUUAUCCUGCAUCAGGCAGAAAGCAAGGCUCAACAGUGGCUGCAUUAGUUCACUUGGAAGUGUUGAGGAAAAGACUUUGAAACAGAAGAAAUUUUUCACACCUGUUAAUUUGAGUAACAGAUGUCUGGGUUCUUCAGCAUUAGAUAAAAUGGUGAUGUUCAAAGGGAAUUUAAAAAAAUUUGUUUUUCCCACAGCCACCUUUUAGGGGAGGGACUCAACAUGUCACUGAAAUGUUUAGCUUAAUCUUUUUUUUAAUGCCUAAAUCCAUAUAUUCUGAAAAAAGAAGCACGAUAAAUGGGAGCUGUAUCAACAGGGUGCCACAGCAACCUCCCUGCAUCCUUCCUCUCUACCAUAACAUCAAUUAACAAGUUCCCCAGCCCUAGGUAAUUAUUAGAAUCCUCUCCCCAUUUUUUUUUUUUUUUUUUUUGAGACAGGGUCUCAGUACAUUGCCCUCAAUAGAGUGCUGUAGCGUCACAGCUCACAGCAACCUCAAACUCUUGGGCUUAAGCGAUUCUCUUGCCUCAGCCUCCCAAGUAGCUGGGACUACAGGCGCCUGCCACAAUGCCCGGCUAAUUUUUGGUUGCAGUUGUCAUUGUUGUUUAGCAGGCCCGGGCUGGGCUUGAACCUGCCACCUUCAGUGUAUGUGGCUGGCUCCCUACUCACUGAGCUAUGGGCGCCAAGCUGUCUCCCCAUUUUUUAAAAGGUCAUUGUAGCUUCACCCCUCUUCCCCAUUUGCCUGCUCCAUCCUCCAGUAUGACACAAGGAGUGGCCCUAACCCCCAGUAACAAAAUACUACUAUGCUCGCGCCUUCUCGGGUGUGGCCUCCUCUGCCUCCUCCUUCGUCAGAGCCUCCUUCAGUCCAUCUUUGUCCAGGGUCGGCUUUUAGGCUCAUCUGAGCCUGCAGCUGCUGUUCCUGAUGUCUGGUGGCUUCCCGGAGGGCCUAGAUCUGCAACUCCUGGCAGGCCAUCUCUGCUUACUUUGCACCCUGAGCUUUCUUUUGCUGCAACUGCUCCAUGGCCAACUCCUCUGACAUCAGCUGCUGAGAACUUUUGGAGGAAGAUCACUGGUCUUGCUUCUGCUACAGAAUCUUUGCCUUUUCAUUCUUCAACUCCACUUUCAGGAAGACCAUGGAUAUGAGGGCACAUGGUGGCCUGCUUCCAGAUUUCUGAGCCCAUAAAUGGGAGUGGGGCUUGGGGUUUGGGCAGUUGUCUGUGUUCUUGGUUCUGGAUGUGCUCUUGACUGAAGACUGACCAGUCCCACCAAAGCAAGGCAAGCGUGGAACAAAGUGGAGGAAGCAAAAGAUAGGUUUACAGAGAGAACAAGAGCAAGGUAAUAGGUUUACAGAGCAAGAUAAUGUUAGCCAUAGACAACGAACAGGCCUCCUUUGUCAGGAGGAAGUAAGAGGCCACUUUUCUUUAAUCUUGAUACCAGUCUUUACAUACCUUCUUUUCUAAGCUAUUGGGAUUCUUUAAUGCUGUUUGUUGAUCAUGUAUGACCCUAGCAGUGGUGGAUUGUCUACUGAGUGUUGGAAAGAGCACUGGUGCCACAACAUAUGUGUAGUUUUACAUCUUUUGUCUCCAGUAUUCUGACUCCAAUUGUCAGCUGUGGUACUUUGUUUGGUUAGUAUAUUAAUUCAUAAUUACUGCUUUUUGUGGAUGGUUGAUACCCUUUCCAUUGGUUUAACUUACAUGUUAUUUUUAUUCCACAUGCCCAAUAGUCAUAUAUUCCAAAGCCACUGGACCAUUUGAGUACGUAAGUGCCACUGCCACUGUUAAACGCAAUAUGUAUAUUCAGGUCUGUAAACCUAACAGUGUGACUUGGAGUGCUUCCUGUAGGUGAUUCUGACUGUUGAGUAUUUACAUGGACCAUGGUGAUGUCCAAAAGAAAAAUGCUUUUAUAUUUAUAGAUUAUUUCAUUGAACCAUAUAUAAAAUGGGUAUCAAUAAAUGUAUUUACUCCAAAA
Messenger RNA from Nycticebus coucang (slow loris), 3900 nucleotides. RefSeq names its product Ras related GTP binding C (gene RRAGC). The record is from RefSeq and is a predicted model, not a curated record. Gene Ontology annotation, molecular function: GTPase activity; GTP binding. Gene Ontology annotation, biological process: regulation of autophagy; cellular response to starvation; cellular response to amino acid stimulus. The transcript has 7 exons. Bases 149 to 1348 code for a protein of 399 amino acids. Gene Ontology annotation, cellular component: lysosome; nucleus; Gtr1-Gtr2 GTPase complex. NCBI's taxonomy places the organism in Eukaryota, Metazoa, Chordata, Mammalia, Primates, Lorisidae.